This is a messenger RNA of Piliocolobus tephrosceles (Ugandan red Colobus), 1734 nucleotides long. RefSeq names its product SEC14-like protein 3. Lineage: Eukaryota; Metazoa; Chordata; Mammalia; Primates; Cercopithecidae. Gene Ontology annotation, cellular component: cytoplasm. The transcript is spliced from 8 exons. The coding region runs from base 112 to 942 and encodes 276 amino acids. The record is from RefSeq and is a predicted model, not a curated record.
CUGUGUGGCUAUGACCGUGAUGGCUGCCCCGUGUGGUAUGACAUCAUUGGGCCACUUGAUCCCAAGGGGCUGCUCUUCUCAGUCACCAAGCAGGACCUGCUCAAGACCAAGAUGAGGGACUGUGAGCGCAUCCUGCAUGAGUGUGACCUGCAGACAGAGAGGCUGGGGAAGAAGAUUGAGACCAUCGUGAUGAUAUUUGACUGUGAGGGCCUGGGACUGAAACACUUCUGGAAACCUCUGGUAGAAGUGUACCAGGAGUUCUUUGGCCUCCUUGAAGAGAAUUACCCAGAGACCCUGAAGUUCAUGCUCAUUGUGAAAGCUACCAAACUGUUCCCUGUGGGCUACAACCUCAUGAAGCCAUUCCUUAGUGAGGACACUCGCAGGAAAAUUAUUGUGUUGGGAAAUAACUGGAAGGAAGGUUUGCUGAAACUCAUCAGUCCUGAGGAACUGCCUGCCCAGUUUGGGGGCACCCUGACUGACCCAGAUGGAAACCCCAAAUGUUUAACCAAGAUCAACUAUGGUGGGGAGAUCCCCAAGUCCAUGUACGUGCGGGACCAGGUAAAGACUCAGUACGAACACUCGGUGCAAAUCAACCGCGGCUCGUCACACCAAGUGGAAUACGAGAUCCUGUUUCCAGGCUGCGUCCUCAGGUGGCAGUUCUCAUCUGAUGGUGCGGACAUCGGCUUUGGAGUUUUCCUGAAGACCAAGAUAGGGGAGCGACAGCGGGCAGGGGAGAUGACAGAGGUUCUACCCAGCCAGCGCUACAAUGCCCACAUGGUGCCCGAGGAUGGGAGCCUCACCUGCUCAGAGGCCGGCGUCUAUGUCCUACGCUUCGACAACACCUAUAGCUUUGUGCACGCCAAGAAGGUCAGCUUCACGGUGGAGGUCCUGCUCCCUGACGAGGGCAUGCAGAAAUAUGAUAAGGAGCUCAACCCUGUCUAGGUGGCUCCCUCUAUUCUCAGAGACCUCCUAACCUUCUGAUUCCUCUCUAUAUCCCACACUCCCUCCCUCCCUCCCUGAAAUUGAUUGUUAGUCCUCCUGACUCUAUGACAUUAGUGAGAACACAAAGAGAUGCCCGGGGGAAAACUCAUCUGCUGUGGUCAGAUCAAGAAAGGUAUGAGAGGCACAAGCUUGGAGGGUCCAACGUUUCAGAAGAGGAAAAAACAAGGGUAAAGACAAGAAGUGGGUGUCACUGAAACUCAAUAAAUUGCAAAAUGAAUCCCCUAGCCUUUGUCCUCACCUACCCUAAGGCAAGUGUGUAUGCUUGAAUUCCUUCCGUAUGGCUGUGAGCAACUUGGGUUGGAGACGUAUCUAAAUCCUUUUUAUUUCCACUCGCUAUAUAUAGUAGAUGCUCACUGUAUAUUUGUGGCAUUGAAUGGAGGACCACAAGGUAGGGUGCAGGCGACUCAACAGCUGUACAUGACUAGGAGAAGCUUAUGUGGGGUGGAUUUCAGCACCUUGGACAGGAGCAGAGAUGUGGUGGGAUUGGACUGUCUUCUGGAGACCCAGACAAUUCAGCCUCCAGAUUUCUGGCAGUGGCUGUCUUUUGAGGACCCCAGCCACAAAGGCCACAUACCUCUGAGAGGAGUUGCCUACAUCAGGCUUUGUCUGACUUGCACACUCAGCUUCCCACCCUUACCCACUUCCCUUGUUGUACAUAGCUUAUGAUUUAGGGACUUUCCUGGAAGCAAAGAUAGUCACAUCUGGCAUAAUCAUAAUAAAGAAAACAACAAU